This is a messenger RNA of Chlamydomonas reinhardtii, 2401 nucleotides long. RefSeq lists its product as uncharacterized. The transcript has 12 exons. Gene Ontology annotation, cellular component: membrane. The record is from RefSeq and is a predicted model, not a curated record. Lineage: Eukaryota; Viridiplantae; Chlorophyta; Chlorophyceae; Chlamydomonadales; Chlamydomonadaceae. The coding region runs from base 262 to 1422 and encodes 386 amino acids.
ACAUACAAGACGGUGUGCAGCGCCUCAACUCUUGACUCGGGGCAAAGCUGCGACCUCUAGAACGACUGGCAAACGGCCGCGACCAAGGAGUCUGGCCAUCUACCAGACUUGCAAGCAGCCCUACGUGGGCGGCCUACUUCAAAAGGAAAGCAACUAAGCUCGCGGCCCAGCUUUUCGACUCUGUUUGGGGCCUUCGAUUCCAGCUCCUGUAGCUGGGCGCGGAGCCCCCUGCUGAGAGCGAGCUAAUAAGUAUACGGCGCCAUGGCGUCCCCACCGCCCUCUUCCUCGAUGCCCCCGCCGCCUCCCCCCGGCGCCGUGUACCACGACUGGGGGCCGUAUGUGUCAGUGUUCCUUAUUUGCCUGGCCAACUUCCUGUGCUACUUCUGCAACGACAACGGCCUGUUUGGACGGUGGCUGUGGAAACGACACGGGCGGUCGGCCUUCUUCGCCUCAAACACGCGCGGGGGUGCAGGGUGGAAGCAUUCGCUACCCAACACUUUUUGGGCCUUUGACGCCCUUGACCCAAAGUCCAUUGUGACGUCCUGGUUCCUGGGCGACUGGGGUGUGCUGGUGGUGCACGUGAUGACGUUCACGUGGCUCAUGAUCUGCCUCAUCGUGGAGCAAACCAAGAACGACCCGCUGAGCCCCGAGUGGGUCACCUACUUCACGCACUGGAGUCUGGUGCUGCUGUCGUUCGCGGGCGGCGUGGCGCUGGUCACGCACGUGCGCUACAUGUGGCGCCGUAAGAGCGCGGGGCUGGCGUUGUCGCGGGUGAGCCCGGAGCCGUCGCUGGUCAACGUGAACGUGAGCGCCGGCGUGGGGGCCGACGAGCUGGCGGAGGCGGGCGUGCACCCCAAGCACCUGUGCGAGGACGGCAAGGCGGGCGGCGGCGGCAGCAAGCCCCACGACCCCUCGGACGAUGCGGCAACGUGGGACUGGCUGUCGUGCUUCUCGCAGCUGACUAUGCAGACCGCAGUCAACGCCGCGUUCUUCCUGGAUGUCUACUACUGGGUGGUGCUGGUAUUGAUCCAGGACAACACCGUGGAGGGCCCCGCCACGCAGCUCAAGCACGGCGGCAACCUGGGCAUCGCCCUCCUAGAGGUGCUGCUCACACGCAUGCCCAUCGUGUCAGUGCACUUCCAGGCCACGCUGGCGUACGGCACCUGCUACAUGGUGUUCCUGUGGAUCUACGGGAGUGUGAGCGGCAUCUGGCGCUACUCGCUAAACUGGAAGACGACGUCAACGGUCAUCAUGCACGCCGCAGUGCCCAUCGCGCUGUGCGUCUUCAUGCUGCUCUGGUGGGGUAUUGCCAUGCUGCGUGACGUGGCGGGCGCCGCCUUCAACCGCUGGCUCGGCCGCCGCCGCCAUCCGGUGGCCCCCAGCGCCAUGCGCGAUCAGGGCGCGGUGGUGCUGCACGGCUGAGCCCACUGCUGGCCACACAUCAUCUCCUUUGCCCCGGCCCCGGUCCUGGCGGUCUGGCCCUGGCCCUGGCCCUGGCUCUGGCAGCUGAGGUGUGUUGAAUCUGAUGCCAUCAGGACGUCAAACGCAUGCGAGGCAAAGCCACAUCUUAACGAUUGCCACGUUGUGUCAGACGGUCAUGCGUCAUUGUAUUGAAAGAGCUUCAGAAGGGGGGAGCCGGAGCACCCCGUUAGCAUGGUUACCCUUGGGGAUACCAUGAGAAACAAGCUGGGUUGUAUGGCUUCGAAGAUUGUUGGACAAAGAGGGCUUGGAGAAAGUGCGGGCGAGGAGGGGUACUGUGCUGUACUGAACUGAUGAACGGCAACUUCUGCCGCUGUACGGUGGGCAAGACGGUAUGACUGGCGAAGGCUCGUUUGUCGUUUGUCGUUUGUCGUUAGUCGUUUGUCGUUUGUCGUGCUCCCUGAGGGGGAAACUACGGGGACACACAGACAGUACUGGUGGGCAACGAAGAGGCAAUGCCUGUGCCGUUGCGCUCGAUUCAUGGCAGGGGUAGUUCGGAGCUUGGCCUAAUGAGUCAGAAAUGUCGUAUUUUUGGGUGCUCGUUAUUUGAUUAGGCGAGUGAGAGGUUUUGGGUGGACUCGUGACUGUGUCGGGAGACAUGGUUGCACGGUGGGGGAGCAGCAACACUGAGAGGCCAUGAUGUGGGACGUGUCGCCUGACGUAUCCCUGGCAGGCGAUAAAGCUCUGUUCGCUCCUAGUGGUGCUGUCCAUCGUUAGGCCGUAUGGUAGCUACAUGCGCUUGCUAUGUAGCUGAGGCGAGGGAGGUUGUAGCACUGUAGCAAGUAGGCCUGAUAGCAUUGAAGCACUGUGCACUGCCCAACGACAUGAACUUCAUGAACGGUACCAGGCGCAACGCCGGCUGGUCCGGUUAGUCUCAUGUAAAUUGACUGCAAUAGGUGACUCGCUUCCGAGUAAGUCAGGG